Mesocricetus auratus (golden hamster) is the source of this 1000-nucleotide messenger RNA. It is a transcript of the gene Mzt2b, whose product is annotated as mitotic spindle organizing protein 2B. Lineage: Eukaryota; Metazoa; Chordata; Mammalia; Rodentia; Cricetidae. Gene Ontology annotation, cellular component: centrosome; spindle. The transcript has 3 exons. Bases 411 to 872 code for a protein of 153 amino acids. The record is from RefSeq and is a predicted model, not a curated record.
GGGAGGAGUGUGUGUGUGCGGUAUAAAAGCAAAAGCUAUUUAGGGACUCUUGGCAGAAGAGAUGAUUGCAUGUAAUCAUGAAUGCCCUUCAUCCACGAGGCAUUUACCGCGUACCCAGUAUAUGCCAGGCAGUUCUGGGUGUUGCUACCUAAGCGAGUGGUCUAUAAAGGGUCUGAUCGCCACACAGCGUACAGCCUUCCAUCACACUAUCCCCCUGCCUAACACACUGCCCUGUGCACAGUACAAGUCAGGCAAUCAGCUAAGCAGAUUCCUCCCGAACCCGCCCUCAAUGCUGGAGCAGCCCCCGCAAGACCUGCGGCGACCCGGCAGGGAAACGAGUGGCCAGUAGGAGGCGCUGUGGAAUCUCCGGGCGGCCCGGAUCCAACGCUCACCCUUUUCAGGCUACGCUGAUGGCGGCAGCGGGUGGUGGUGCUGCACUCGGGACAUCCACAGGGCUGGAGGCGGCGACGCUGCAAAAGCUAGCGCUUCGGCGGAAGAAAGUGCUGGGGACCGAGGAGAUGGAGCUGUACGAGCUUGCACUGGCUGCCGGCGCCGCCAUCGACCCUGAAGUGUUCAAGAUCCUGGUGGACUUGCUGAAUCUGAAUGUGGCUCCCCUGGCCGUCUUCCAGAUACUGAAGUCCAUGUGUGCCGGGCAGCGGCUGACCAGCGAUCCCCAGGACUCGGUACCCGUAUCUCUGUCCACAUCAGAGACUCGAGGAAGAAACAGGGGUGGUCCCACUCUUGGCAGUGUGCCCACAGUGGCAGAACGUGGAAGCCGGGAAGGACCCAUCCAGAGGAUGCCACGCCAGCCCAGUGCCACCAGGCUGCCCAAGGCAGGACCUGGGAAAAGUAACUCCCGGAGCAGCACGUAGGCCAGAACAGAGGCUGCACUGAGCUCCGCAGUGGAGGAGAUGCUGCUGGCUCUGCACUUCAGCCUUCCUGAGGAGCUGAGCAUCUCUCUGCCACUUUUGGAUUCUAGUAAAGCACAGAUUUGGACUGA